AUGUAUAACUUAACAAAAAGCAAUAUAGACAAUAAAUAUAGAAACCAAUCACAGCCAAAUUUAGAACCAAAUUCAUUUGGCAAUACAGAAAGUGUAGAGAAGCAAAUAAAGGUCGAAUAUUCUGACGAAACUUUUGACCAAAACCGUCCUUACGAUAAUUUUGAUAGUGAAAAGACAGAAAUUACAUUUAAUUUUGAUGAUCAAGAAAUUUUCGAUUUGAAUAAGUUAAAAUGUAUCACAUGUAAGGUACUUUUAAAUAGAACCGUCGAUAAUGAAGAACAUAAAGCUAUAAAAAAGGCUAUUUCCAGCAUUAUUAAUACACUUAACAAUAAAAAUGACGAAAAAAGAUCAGUAAACACACAAACUGAUGAAGUCUCAGUUAUUUCUAUUGAGGAAUACAACUUCAUUAAAAUUAUGAUCAGAAAUAAAAUGAUGAAAGUUUUGUCACACAUAACACAAAAAAAUUCCAAUGAUAGCUCGGUUAAUAACCAUCCACAAACCACAAGGUAUGAAAAUAUAUUAAAUUUUGGCAAUGAAUCUAGUUGCGAAGCAGUUUUCAAACAAUCAGAAAAAAAUAAAUCAAUAUACAUGGAUGUGUAUAACUCCGUUAUUAAAGAAAUGCUACAUCCUGCAAUCGAAAAUGAAGAAAAUAUGAAGAUCAUUUUUAAUAAAACAUUUACUUUGUUAUCAGAGUUUAUUAGUGAAAUUUUGAAUAAUGAAAUGGUAAAUUUUACAAUAAACUUACCAGAUAAGAUAUCUUUUACUGAUCUUAACAAAAUUAAUAUCAAAAUUGAUAUGAAUGUUGAAACGAGGCUUUUAUUAUCUCAACAUAUAAAACAGCUACAGGAAUUUCGGCAGAACCAACAAAUUGGGUAUCAAUUUUCCACUCAACAGCAACACGAAGAAUCACAAUUUAGAAUGCAGCAAUCUAACAACAGAUAUGAGCAAGUUCAAGGCGUAGAAAUGUACAACACGAACAACUGGCCUAGGGGUUAA
Parnassius apollo (apollo) is the source of this 996-nucleotide messenger RNA. The record is from the annotation of a GenBank genome assembly. NCBI's taxonomy places the organism in Eukaryota, Metazoa, Arthropoda, Insecta, Lepidoptera, Papilionidae.